AUGAAGCUGUAUUACAUCGGAAAGCCGGCGGUACAGCUCUGCGCAGAGCAUGAGCUCAGCGAAUUCUCGCGAUGGACCAGAAACGAGUACGCAUCGUUCAUGACCAUGUUCAGCAAAACUAUCGCAGAGCGUACCAAGCCUGGCCAGAGGAACAACGUUGAAGAACAGGAUUAUGUGUUUCACUGCUACGCACGAACCGAGGGCAUCGCCGCCGUGAUCAUCAGCAAAGACUACCCAUCCCUGACCGCGCACACGAUCCUUUCCAAAGUCCUCGACGAAUUCCUCAGCCAGGACCGAAGGACAGCAGACGCAAAGCGGAACCCCAAGGACAACUCAGUUACCUUCGCAGAGUUGCGGCAAUAUCUCGAUAAAUACCAAGACCCGGCACAGGCAAGCAGUAUCACGGCCAUUCAACAGCAACUGGACGAGACCAAAAUCAUAUUGCACAAGACAAUCGACAGCGUGCUCCAACGAGGAGAGAAGAUCGACGAUCUGGUGGCCAAGAGUUCCGACUUGAGCAACCAGAGUAAGGCCUUUUACCAGACCGCCAAGAAACAGAACUCUUGUUGUCUCGUGAUGUAA
Molecule: messenger RNA, 582 nt
Organism: Phialemonium atrogriseum
Lineage: Eukaryota; Fungi; Ascomycota; Sordariomycetes; Cephalothecales; Cephalothecaceae
Product: Longin-like domain-containing protein
Exons: 4
Coding region: 1-582 (193 amino acids)
Biological process (GO): endoplasmic reticulum to Golgi vesicle-mediated transport
Cellular component (GO): Golgi apparatus
Molecular function (GO): SNAP receptor activity
Source: RefSeq, a predicted model, not a curated record